AUGACGGAUCAGCCUUCAUUAGUUUGGGUGCCUGAUCAAACUCAAGUAUUCAGACAAGCUGAGCUCAUAAGUACUGAAAUUGUAAAGAAUACCCGUCUUAACCAAGAUGAAGAAAUGGCGAUAGUGAGACUAAUAGAUUCCAAUGAAGAGGCUAAGUUUCUGAUAUCAGAAACUGCGCCAAUUAAUCCUACAACGUUUGAUAAAAUCGAUAAUAUGUCAGAAUUAACACAUUUAAAUGAACCAUCAGUUCUGUACAAUUUAGAAAACAGAUAUAAGGAUGACUUAAUAUACACCUACUCGGGACUGUUUCUAGUAGCUAUCAAUCCAUAUUCUAAUAUUAAAAUUUAUACUCAAGAAUACAUUAAUUUAUUCAAUGGUUCUCAAAAGGAGGAAAAUAAACCACAUAUAUUUGCUGUAGCUGAAGAGGCAUAUCAGAAUUUACUAUCUGAGAAACAAAAUCAAUCAGUACUGGUUACUGGUGAAUCAGGAGCAGGUAAGACAGAAAACACAAAGAAAAUACUUCAAUAUCUAGCAUCCAUUACCUCUUCUACAACAACAAUCAGCAACCCUACAUCACCAAAUAAAACAAACUUUAUUCAAGAAGGAACUUUUGAAAGGAAAAUUUUACAGAGUAACCCAAUUCUAGAGUCAUUUGGGAACGCACAAACAGUACGUAACAAUAACUCAUCGAGAUUCGGGAAAUUCAUUAAGAUUGAAUUCGAUGACAGAGGAAAGAUUAAUGGUGCACAUAUAGAAUGGUAUCUCUUAGAAAAAUCAAGAGUAAUUGAACAACACCCAGAUGAGAGAAAUUAUCAUAUUUUUUAUCAACUGUUAACAGGUCUAUCCGAACAAGAAUUAAGGAAAUUAGAACUAUAUUCAAAAUCCACCUCUGAUUAUUACUACCUUUCUCGAUCAAAUUCGUCAAUUCCUGGUGUCAAUGAUGCCCAAGAUUUCCAAGAACUACUAGAUGCUCUGGGUACUGUUGGAUUCACAAAAAAUGAAAUCGAUGACAUCUUCAAGAUAAUAUCCAUCAUUUUACAUGUAGGUAAUGUGGAAUUCGUUUCUGAAAAAGCUCAACAAGCGUCUUUUAAAAAUGAUCAAUCUAUAUUAGCUAAGUUAUUAGGUGUUACUGUAGAACAAUGGUCCACUGCGAUUUUAAGGCCAAAGGCUAAAGCAGGCAGAGAAUGGGUUUCUCAAGGUAAAGAUGCAAAACAAUCGCGUUUUAUACUGAAUUCCUUAGCGAGAACAUUGUACGAACGGUUAUUUGCCUAUAUUGUUGAAAGAAUAAAUCAUAGUCUAGAUCAUGGGUCUAUGACGACAAAUUACAUUGGUCUUUUAGAUAUCGCGGGGUUCGAAAUCUUUAAACAUAACUCGUUCGAACAAUUGUGUAUCAAUUAUACAAAUGAAAAACUUCAACAAUUCUUCAAUCAUCAUAUGUUUAUCCUCGAGCAGAAUGAAUACAUGAGAGAAAAUAUACAUUGGGAUUUCGUCGAUUUUGGUAAAGAUUUACAGGCAUCCAUCCAUUUAAUUGAUAAAAGGGGUUCUCCAAUGGGUAUACUCCCCAUCCUAGAUGAAGAAUCUAUUCUCCCAAAAUCAUCUGAUGAUUCAUUCUUUUCAAAACUAAUAUCAAAUUGGGAUAAAAAGUCAGAUAGGUUCAAACGUUCUAAAUUAGAGAAAUGUUUCAUUUUAAAACAUUACGCCGGCAAUGUCGAAUAUAAUAUUGAAGGAUGGCUAUCAAAAAACAAAGAUCCAUUGAGUGAAUACAUGUUGAAUAUGCUAUCGUCUUCCUCUGAUUCUUUGAUUUCAGAGUUCUUUAACAAUCCACUUACAUCCUCUUCUUCCAGUGCUUCGAUAGCAACGAUGGAUGAUAAACCAAAAAAUCGUGGUAGUGCUAUUAGAACUGCGGCAAUGCGCCACAGAGAACAAUUAAAUUUCCUUUUAGAUCAAUUAUCCACUACACAUCCACAUUUUGUCCGUUGUAUUAUUCCAAAUAAUAGGAAAAUGGCUAAAUCCUUUGAUAGAAAAUUAAUCUUAGACCAACUACGCUGCAAUGGUGUCCUUGAAGGUAUAAGAAUUGCAAGAGAAGGUUAUCCAAAUCGAAUCUUUUUCAAAGAAUUUUUCCAAAGAUAUAAAAUAUUAGCAUCUUCCCAUGAUCUUUUUUCAAACAGUAAUUCAAAAAAGAAUUGUGAAAUAUUAAUCGCAUCGUUAGAUUUAGAACCGAAUCUAUAUAAGAUUGGAAAUACCAAGUUAUUUUUCAAAGCUGGAGUCCUUGCUAAAUUAGAAUCUCGCAAAGAUCAAAAAAUUAAACAAGUGAUAAUACGAUUAAACUCUCAGGUCAGAGGUAAAAUGAUUAGAGAUGAAGUAGGUGGAAAAUUGAAAAGAAUACGGGCCGCACGUGUUAUCGGAUCAACCUUUAGAACAUAUAAUAAACUAAUGGAAAAUCCGUGGUAUAAUUUGUUCGUCAAAAUCAAACCCCUUCUUGAUUCUUCAAGUGAUAUAAGUAAAACAAAGACAUUCAAUGAUAAGAUAAAUUCUCUGGAACAAAAAAUAGAAGCUGUCGAAAUAGAAAGAAAUAUAACGAAAGAAACGAAUGAACUGGUAAAUAAAGAAUUGAAAGAACUUCGAUCUAUUUUGGAAACUGAGAAAGAAAAACUGAAAGAAAAGGAGUUGGUACUACUGUCUACCAAAGAGAAAACUGAGCUGUUAGAGAAACAAUUAGUCGACGCUGUGAAGUUAAAGGAUGCUAUUGAAGAAGAGAAGUGGAAACUGAAAGACGAAUACGAAGCAAUUGUUGAAGAUAUCAAAAACUCGAAAGUUGAAUCUCAAGAAAAAGAAUCAUCAUUGAAACAACUAGAAGAAAAAUACCAAACCUUACAGAUAGAGGUAAAUACCCUCCAAGAGAAAUUGACCUCACAAAAGGAAGCCCGGGAGGCUUUAUUACAUGCAAAAUAUUUGCAAGAAAAGGAGCUUGCCCAAUUGAAGGAGAAGAACAAAUUGCAGGAACUGGAGAUUCAGAAAUUACAAAAUGAUGUGAACCACUCUGGUGAAGACUUAGAUCUUAAAAUUGCAUCAUUAGAGAAAAGCUGUAAUUCCGCAAAGACUAGAUUAGGUACGUUGGCAGAUGAAAAUGCUGACUUACGAUCCCAGUUAUCUAAUUCUAAAAAAGAACAAAGUAAUAGCGCACGCCAGCUGAAUUUGAAAAUGGCUGAAAUUGAGAGAUUAAAGGCUAAAAUUCACCAAAAUCAAAAAUCGAUUCAGGAAAUUUCAGAACAGAGAGAUCGUAUCGUUACAGAGCAAGAUUCCAUUGUAUCUGAAUUACAUUCCACUAGAGAAGAAUUGUCACACUAUAAAUUGAAAUGCCAAGAUAUGGAGGGCGAACUCGCUAAUUUGAAGAUAAUGAACGUACAAAUUGAAGAAGGCAGUGCAAGCCAAGAAAGAGAUGACUCCAAGAUUAAGCAACUCGAACAGCGAUUGGUAGAGGAAACUUCCUUGAAUCAAUACCUCAACAAAAAAUUGUCAGCACGUUUGGCAAAUGAAACACUAUUGACAAAUGAUAAUAAUAUGUUUUACAAUUCUGAGAUAAGUAAAGAACAAAUAAUCUCGAUGUAUAAUGAUAUGAAAAUAAAGCUUGCGGAUGUGAUGAAAAAUUUGGAAGAUGAAAUAGAAGAAAAGAAAAACUUGAUCUCAAGAUUGAGAUUUACAGAAACAAGGCUGGCAUCGUCUUCAUUUGAUUCCCAAAACUCCCAUGCACAAAUUAACAAACUAAAAGAGAUCAUAAAGAAUGCCAACAUCCAAGUUGAGUUAGAUAAGGAGUUGACAGAUGUUAAGCCAGAUGAAGUGAAUUUGGAAAAGAUGGUUCUUGAAGUUCAACAUUUGAAAAGACAACUAGAAAUACAAACUAAGGCACAGUAUGAUGCUGAGAAUGUUGCAUCUGCGCUCCAUGAGAAGUUCAACAAGAUUCAAAGAGCAGACUCUGCAUCAGAUAUUUUUAAAUUGAAAUAUGAGGCCAGUGAAGAAAGGAUUAAAGCAUUAGAAAAUAAGUUGAAGCAUAACCCAUUGAAGGAUAGAACUAAUUUGCCUUCUGGUGAUAUUUUCAUAAACCGAGACAGUGUAACGAAAUAUGAAGAAGAAGUAAGAUUUCAUAAAUUAGAGAAUUACAAACUACAAGAAACGAUUGCUGAUGCAAAUAAUAAAAUUUCCCAUUUGAAUCAUGAUAUUAGACAAUCCCAAUCCCGGGAAGAAUUGCAUAAAGAACAGAUUGUAAGACUCAAAAAAAAUCUUGAAUCAAUUGAAUACCAGAAGGGUUUGCUUCUCACUACAAUAGAUCAACAAAAGAAACGUUUUGAUGAGUGUGUACAAGAUUUACACGAAAAUGAAACCCAAUUAAACGAGUAUAAAUUGGCAUUGAAACAAGCUGAGAGUGAUGUCAAUAGUAUGUCAAGUAUAAUUGAAAAAUUGAAAUCACAAAAUAAACAGAAAGAUAAGACAAUUUGGGAAAGGGAAACAGAAAAAAAUGAACUAGAUAUGCAAUUACAAGAAAGUUUGUUGGAGUUGAAGAGGAUUCAAGAUUUGAAUAAUCUUCUCAAUGCAGAUUUAGCUCAUUUGAAGGAACGCUUAACGUCGACACAAGAUACUUCAUAUUAUACAGAUGAAAUUGAACGAUUAAAAAGCGAUAUAGCUGAAUCCAUGAAUACUGAAACAUCUCUGAAGAAGGAGGUUGCUACAUUAAAAUAUAAGUUGGAUUCGACAAGCAAUGAAUCAGAAAGUAAAGUUUCCGAAUUGUUAAAGCAAGUAGCUCAUUAUUCUAACCUUGUCGGCAUAUUGAGUAACGAACGUGAUGUUUCACAGGCAUCUCAUGCAGAGUUAUCAAAACGUUAUGAAGAAUUGAUUGCCAAGGUGAAUUCUUUAACUUCGACAGUGGAAUCAUUAUCCAAUGAGAAAUCGAAUUUGGCUUCUCGAUUAGAAGAACUGAAAUCUGCUAUGGGUAAAACAACGGACGAUUUUUCGAAAUCAUUACAGGAAAAGGAUAAAAUUUCAUCGAAUGUUGCCUACUUACAAGAAACUUUAGCGUUCCAACAAGAACAAAAUGCUAGGAAUGGCCUCUUAGUGAAGCAACUUCAGGAAAGUGUUGAUACAUUAAAGAAUGCCUUAAAUCAAGAAAAGGAGAAGAAUAUUGAACUAUAUCAAGAAAAUCAGACAUUGAUUAAGAUGGAUUCUCAAUUAAAGGAAAAACUCAAUUCCAUGCAAUCGCAAUUAUCAGAUUCUUCUGAGAAGGAUGCUUGGUUAAUUAAAAUACAUGAAUUGGAAGAGCUUGUCAAUAAAGAAAGCUCUUUAAAAUAUGAAGAGCUUAAAAAGGUGCAAACUAUGGAUCGAGUAAUCGAAGAUUUGAAAAAGAAAAAUAAUAGACAAAGUGAAGUGAUCGACAUUGCCAAUAAAGAUAGAAAAGAAUUCGAAGAGGAGAUUCAAAAGCAUACGGGUCAUAUUAUUGAACUGGAAAGACAUAUCGAUAAGCAAGAUGUCGAUUUGAAAAAAAUUGUGAGGGAUAAUGCCUACUAUCAGGAUAGAGUUAUGGAAUUAGAAAAGGAGAUAUCCUUCUGGAAGGAUCAAUUCCAAUCUUUAAAUGCCGAGGAAAAAGACCUUUCUGAUAUUCGAACUCAAGAGGUGAUGAUCUAG
This is a messenger RNA of Naumovozyma dairenensis CBS 421, 5673 nucleotides long. RefSeq names its product myosin 1 (gene MYO1). Gene Ontology annotation, cellular component: actin cytoskeleton; cytoplasm; vesicle. Gene Ontology annotation, biological process: actin filament organization; vesicle transport along actin filament. Lineage: Eukaryota; Fungi; Ascomycota; Saccharomycetes; Saccharomycetales; Saccharomycetaceae. The transcript has a single exon. Gene Ontology annotation, molecular function: actin filament binding; microfilament motor activity; ATP binding. The record is from RefSeq and is a predicted model, not a curated record. Bases 1 to 5673 code for a protein of 1890 amino acids.